CCUGGAGGCUCUGUCGGUGCUAUGCAACACUCGGGUGACCUCCCGCCAGGCUCGGCUGUCGGGUCACGGCCCACGCGUGGCCUCCGCCUCGCUUAUGUCCGUGCAGGGUUUCGUGUCGGCGGCCAUGGGUCGCAGUGCAGAAAGGUGACGACGACGACGCUGUGCGUGUGUAGCGGCGAGGGCCUGGUGAUCGACGAGGACGAGUUCUUCGACAGCCGGUACGACUUUGACUUCAGCGACCUGAAGGACACGGGCACCUUCUACCGAGGAGGCGAAGUCUACCGCAGGCCCUGCGGCUGGCUGCGCUUUGCUCUCAAGGUCUGCACCUGCCACAGACAGACUGACAGACAGACAGACAGACAGACAUUGGCAAAAAGGAUGACGCUUCAGGUCUGGGACAAAUAUCCAGACGGUAACGCUUGGCUGGGCGAGCGCGGCUACAGAACCACCACCACCUACUCCGUACCCGGAGAGUGGCCCGUGUCCUACCACGGCACCUCCAAGAACGGAGCCAGGGCCAUCAUCGUCACCAAUUAUCAGCCCGGUCCGGGUCAAAAGUACGGUCGCGGUGUGUAUUCGACGCCCUACCUGGAGCACGCGGUGGAGUACACCCGGACGUUCCAGUCGAGCGUGACGGGCAAGAAUUACCGCGUGGUCAUGCAGAACCGCGUCAACCCGGCCUACCGCGAGAGGCACAACGGCGGCGUGUACUGGCUGCUGCCCGUUCCCGACGGCCUGACGCAGGAGCAGGAGCAGGAUCUGGUGGAGAAAGCCAUCCGGCCCUACGCCGUGCUCAUCAAGCCGCUUUGAGCGCAAACGCUACAGAACACGAUGCAAGAUGAGAAAAUCAAUCAACAACCCAAUUGAAGUUGAAUAUAAUUUACGUAACAUUUUCUUGCCUAUGUGAAUGUAACUUGUAACUCCUUGUCCACCCUGUCCAAAACUGCUGCACUUAUUUACUACUGUUAAAAGAUGUUUAAUGUCUUGGUCUAUGGUCACAGAUGCUGCAUUCAAUAAGUGAUUUGUAAAUGAAUGUAUUUACUGCAAAGAAUGUGGCACCUUUGUCUAUUUUGGAAAGGGUAUUUCGCAAUUUAA
This is a messenger RNA of Syngnathus typhle (broad-nosed pipefish), 1095 nucleotides long. RefSeq lists its product as uncharacterized. The record is from RefSeq and is a predicted model, not a curated record. Bases 22 to 810 code for a protein of 262 amino acids. The transcript is spliced from 4 exons. Lineage: Eukaryota; Metazoa; Chordata; Actinopteri; Syngnathiformes; Syngnathidae.